GUCUUCCUUUGCUUGUGCGAUGAUUUUUCUUGUUGACUAGAGUGUCAAUGGGCCAGUUCGAUUUGGGUCUUCAUUUAUACCCCAAUCCGAUUCGGACAUUAAGGAUUUUGUGACCCGACCCACGUAGUACCCAAACCAAAUAUGGUCGGGUUGUCCUUUUUCAUAGAUCUGCGUUACUCGUGGAGGAGCCAAUUUCUGCGGGGUUCACAUCCCCAUUCGACCAAUCAACAGGCACGCUUGGUAGCUCCUUAUCAGUUUUCUCGACCUUAGAUACAACGUGAAACGUGUUGAGCGACAGCUCCAACAACUUCCUCGCAGAUGCGGCCUCCGACCGGUGCUUCAAACCAUUGCGCAGAGCCACGAGCGAUCGCUUCUCUCUUACUCUGAAUCAUUCGAUCUUGUCCCUCCGCUCCAACAGCGGAGCUCGCAUCCACAUAAUGGCAGCGUAAACGUAGACGAGCUUGACAAAUUCAUUGUAGACACGAUUGAUGACGUCGAUGAAACUCGAGCUCAAAUUGGAUUAGUAAAUACCACUUUCUCUAAUUGCUUUGGUUUCGAAACAAGCUCCAUAUUGCAUUUUGAAGUUAUGACCGAAACCGAACCACAUUAUCAUAAGCCCGUUGUUUUACUUACUACCAAUUUCGGGUCAUUUUGAGAUCGGGUUUUCAUUUGGUUUGAACGUUUUUCUUUUUACAUCUCUACUACUAAAAAUGCUGUCUCAGGAUGCCUGGUUGUUUCAUUUUAAUCAUGAGACCAAAUUUCAUUUGCAUCUCAAAUAACCCGGGAAAAACUCGGUUGGUUAUGAGUGUCGAUAAUUUUUAGCUGAGGAAUGGAGGUUACAUGUUCAAAUCCCACCUAACAUAGCCACCUGCAAAUGCUAAAGACUAGAGUUAACUAAUCAUGAGAUUUGUAGAGUAUUCCAUGAAUGUUCAGGUAGCCGGUUUCCACAUCCAUGCCCUAAAUUUAAAAGAAAAAAUUUGCAUCUUGAAACAGUCCCUAUAAACAAAGUAGUUCUGGAUUUGAUUGCGGUUUUCAAGCUGUUCGUUACACCUAAAUGCCUUUGUUUUUCCCCUCAUUUAGAAGCUUAAUAGGAAGUUUGUGCGUGUAAGUUUUGGAUUAGUUUUAAAGAGAUUAAUACAUGAUUUUGAGGACAGAUUAGUGAAAAUGCCCUACUUGCACUCAAAAUUAAUUGUUCUUGUACCACCUGCACUUGAUAGACUCUUUAUCACGUGGUAGAAUUCGGCCAACUUCCUUUUUUGUUCAUAUUUGAGGCACUGAAGGAGGCAUCACUUUCGUGACUAUUCAUUACCUUUUGGAAGGGUAGUAGUUAGGAACACAGAAGAAAAAAGACAAGACAAGACUCUUACUUUUUGUUUGGAAAGGACAGAAUGGAUAUGAAAUAAAUGAAGGGGAAGAACUGGGUGAAAAUUUGGGAUUUUCUCUUGUUUGGGAAAGGAUAGGAAAGUUGGGAGAAGAAUGGGAGGGAGCACCUAAUUUGGUUCUCUAUCCUCCUCCUCAUCCAACCUCAGUUCGGCGACUUCACCAGCUGUCAUAAUGCUCCAUCAGAAUCCGGUCGUGUCCGAUGCACUUGCUACAGCCGUGUCCAGCGGCAUCGCUCUCUCGGUUCUCUGGCUGUUUGAAGAAACAGCUAACCUAGGCCUCUUUGAUCAGAAACUUAACUGGAAACUUCUGCAUGUAAGCUUCGGAUUAGUUUUCAUGCUUUGCUGGCCAUUGUUCAGUUCUGGGCAUCGAGGUGCGCUGUUAGCUGCUACAAUUCCGGGGGUUAACAUCAUACGCAUGCUUCUUGUGGGAUCUGGUAUUUGGAAAGAUGAAGCGACAGUGAAGUCUAUGAGCAGAUUCGGGCAACACCGGGAACUUCUUGAAGGGCCGCUAUACUAUGCUCUCACAAUUACAUUCGCUUGUGCAUAUUACUGGAGGACUUCGCCAAUAGCAAUUGCAGCAAUAUGCAACCUCUGCGCUGGAGAUGGUUUUGCAGACAUUAUUGGAAGGCGGCUUGGCCAACAUAAAAUUCCUUACAACCGCAACAAAUCGUUAGCUGGUAGCAUUGCAAUGGGCUGUGCUGGGUUCUUAGCGUCUCUCGGGUUUAUGUCCUAUUUUUCUUCAUUUGGUUAUAUCCGAGGAAGUUGGGAGAUGGUUUCGGGUUUCUUGAUGGUGUCUCUGGCUUCUGCACUGGUGGAAUCACAUUCUCUGAGCUCUCAGCUUGACGACAAUCUCACGGUUCCCUUAACCUGUGCAUUGCUGGGGAGCCUUGUUUUUUAGGUAGUUUAACAUUCAUUAUAACCGUUUCUUUUCAAGGAAAAAGAAAGCACAAUCGUCGGUGUAAAGAUAAUAGAAUUUUGUGUUGGAAUUUGGAAUGCAUUUUGAUAUGAAUGCGAGCGCAUGGAUGUUUGUGGGACAA
Syzygium oleosum is the source of this 2419-nucleotide messenger RNA. Its product is annotated as probable phytol kinase 3, chloroplastic. The transcript is spliced from 6 exons. The record is from RefSeq and is a predicted model, not a curated record. NCBI's taxonomy places the organism in Eukaryota, Viridiplantae, Streptophyta, Magnoliopsida, Myrtales, Myrtaceae. Gene Ontology annotation, molecular function: kinase activity. Bases 1555 to 2280 code for a protein of 241 amino acids.